Magallana angulata is the source of this 3497-nucleotide messenger RNA. RefSeq names its product leucine-rich repeat-containing protein 74A-like. NCBI's taxonomy places the organism in Eukaryota, Metazoa, Mollusca, Bivalvia, Ostreida, Ostreidae. The coding region runs from base 2120 to 3454 and encodes 444 amino acids. Gene Ontology annotation, biological process: nucleocytoplasmic transport; activation of GTPase activity. Gene Ontology annotation, molecular function: small GTPase binding; GTPase activator activity. The transcript has 11 exons. Gene Ontology annotation, cellular component: perinuclear region of cytoplasm; nucleus; cytosol. The record is from RefSeq and is a predicted model, not a curated record.
UCCAACACAAAUAUUUACGUCCUCUAAGUAUGAUUCCCUCUAUUUCUUAUGGACAUUGAUUGUAUAAAUUGAAAUCUACACGAUUCAGUUCUAACUAAUUUAUUGAUUGCUCGAAACUUUCUGUAACCUAAGAAAAAUCACAGACUGCACGAAAUUAUCAUGAUGUCAAACUCAAAUUCCAAUACACAAUUAUUAAGUUACAUGCUCUUACUUAUUCUUUAUGAUCAAUUCAUUACUUUGUUAAAAGAAAGAUAUGUAAAAAGCUAAAUAUUAACAAUAAAAUGCAAUCAUUGCAGAAAAAAAAUUAUGUAACCCACUUUAGCGCAUUUUGUUUUCCUGCAAAGUCAUUACAUGUACUUUCAUAUCCUGUAUGAAUCACCAAAGAUAGCAUUUUAUUGUUUUAAAUGCUGUAUUUUAUACAUGUAGCUGCAUGGUCACAUUGAAGAGCAGUUUAAACAGUUCAGAUUUGUGUUUACCUGAUCACUGUCAGAGUCAGAUUCCGAUGAAGAAAUGAAUUCUUUGGACUUUGGCAUCUGUAAGCAAGAUUUAUUGAAGACAUAAUUCAAGAUGUGCACGAUGCAACUUCCUGGAUGGCGCUGAGUCUGUUUUCAAGUCGACAUCAAAAAUACAAAGGAGGCACUAAUGGAAGAUGAAAAGAGUGGACAUUUUAAAAGUUAAACUACAUCUAAAAAUUAGAAGGAUGGAUGCGUUUAUUUCUAUAGCAACAGCUAGGUCGUACUGCGUAGAUUUUAUGUUAAGUCAUGCAUGUGUGAAUUACUGUACAAUCAACGUAAGAAAUAGAGGAAACAUAAGUAUACUUAGCAGAUGUAAAUCAUACAUAAUUAUCGAGACGUUUCCCUUUUCUCUAAAGUACACCCGUUACAAUUGCAAAUCAAACGCACAGGUGCUCGUGGACAGCAAUACCCCCUCCCUUCCCCGACUUACCCCCCCCCCCCCCCCCCGGGGUAGUUGACUUUUUUAAAUAUAAUAAUAAUAUUUCAAUAUAAUCUAAAAAUGAACGGAAAAUAAAUGAUUAACGACACCCCCUCCCCCAUUACAUAUAUAUGCAGGUUGAGAUUGUUUAAAAUGGGAUUUUUUUCAAUUAUUUUUCAAAUAUUUGAUAUGAAAAAUGUUGUGUACAUCACUUUAGAGGAAUUUCUAUCAAAAAAGCUUCAACUAAUCGGGGAAGGGGGAAUCCUGUCCUCUUGAAAGCACCUGUGAUCAGAGGAUGUUGUUCUCAGUAAUUUAUGCGGUCCGUCAACCCGAAUUUUCCGUGGAGCUAUACCUCCAGUCAAUAAAACGUAUAAAUGUUGAAACAAUAGGUAUAAAAAUCUACGUCUUUUAUCCCCAUUUCCAAACACUCAAAACCCGAUCGGAAGGACCCUUCUUUUGAGAAAAAUGUUAUCAAGAUCCGUACCGUUCCACAAUAAUUAAAGUUAUAUACAUGUCUAUUAGUAACAACACCAGAUUUUAUUACCAAAAUUUAUUGGGGUACAAGACCUUAACAUCUAUCGCGCAAUUUGAAAUUUCUUUUAGGACUUCGGCGUUAUGUCUCGUUUUACAUCUUUUUACCUAUCUUUUCCACGGUUGAACACUCAAACAAAUUGACAUUAGAUGGGAUUUAAAAGCAUGUUACAGAUCUUCAUAUGAACGUUAGGCGCGUGCACCUGAAAAAAAAAGAUGUCAAUUUAACGGCGGCUUUGUGGGUGAAAUAAUACCGAGUUUAUUCCGUACUCUUUGAGUAUUCUGCAAACAUAAACGAAAUAAACCGAGGCUCUAUGAUGGUUUUGUGUGGUGACAAUGACAUAAAUUCUUUCACGUAGAUAUGACAAGUUGAAGGAAUUAUAUUGAAAAGUUAUCUUUGUUUAUUGUUAGUCUAAAUCUUAGUCGGCUUAAGCCGAUGUGUCUGCUGAAUAGACGAGUGCACACGAAGUUCUGGUAAUUAAAUUCCGUUCGCGGUAGAAAACUGUUCCAUCGUUCGAAGCAGGUGAAUUAAAAUGUUGUUUUUAUGCCUCGGUGUUUAACAGGAAACGACUACGUUUGCUUUAAUACCUGGUCUAUAUAGGAGACAUGCUCAAAACCAAAAUAUCGGGAGAAAUCUCGAGUUAAUGUGCUAGCCAUGUCAAACGAAGAAAGCUGGGUUUUCUAUUACAAGAAGCAACAAACAAUUCCCAAUAUAGAUCGCAUGCCCAUUCAUCACUUGAGCUGUCCACAGGAGAAGAAGCGGGUUAUACGGGUGUCCAACAAGAACAAAAGCCGAGAGGGAGACAGGGAGGAGAAGGAGAACGAGCGCCGGGUGUCGGGCUUCCAUAGGAACCGUUUAGACUCGGACCAGCUGGACCUGGAGCUCCGGGUCUCCGACACAGACAGCGAGAAAGAAGAUGGCAAUGAAGAUGAAAGUAGUAAGAUUAGCCAACAGGUGUACGUGAAUGCAUGUAAGCAUCUCCACGUGGCACCAGGUAAAAAGAUCCUGCGCAGUCUAAGCUCUACACAGAUGUCAGCGAAGGAGCGGAUCGUAAAUACAAAGGAGGUGGAAACCAUUGCUUAUGCGCUUACGACAAACAAUUCCGUAACGUCUUUAGACUUAUCCGGAAAUAAUAUUGGCCAUAAAGGUCUCCUAGAUGUACUGCGCAUGCUUGAUGAAAAUACCAGCAUCACAUAUCUUAAUAUUUCACACAAUAAGCUGGGUUCCAAAGCUGUGCUUAUUCUUCGUGAUCUAAUCUCUAGUACCAAGAAAAUUUUAACCCUGGAGGCUGCUGGUAACGACUUUAACGAUAAAGAUGCGGAGCAGAUAGCUGAUGGAAUCAGACAGACCAACACCCUGAGGUCAUUGAAUCUAAGUCAGAACGCCUUCCAGGAGCGAGGGGGAGAGGACAUAGCAGGUGCUCUGGAGGAAAAUAUGUCACUAAAGGAGCUCGACCUAAGCUGGAACCACUUACGACUGGACGGUGCAAUAGCAGUGGGGGCGGCUUUGUCUACGAAUUCCACGCUUCAAGCCCUGUAUCUGGCAUGGAACGGUUUCUCUAACUGUGGGUGUCGGGAGAUAGGCACUGCCCUACAGACCAACAGUACACUGGAGCUCCUGGACCUCAGCAACAAUAGGGUCGGACUGGAGGGGGCCAAGUGGCUCGCCAAGGGACUCAUGCUCAACUCAAAACUCAGGCAUCUCAUGCUGAAUAUGAAUUCACUGACCACGCUUGGAGCAAAGACGAUAUUACUUGCUAUCCGUGAUAACCCAGAAAGUGCAAUAGACACACUUGAGUUGAAGGAAAUUCCUGUGUUAGAAGAGGCAAUUGGCAUCAUAGACGAAUUAAAAUCUUGCCGGAAACGAUUCGUGGUGGUUCAUGACGUCACAGUGCUUUCGGAGGAUUUCCUCAGUUGUGUUGACUGUCCAGUGAAGCCUCAAAAACAGAAAGCUCACAAAAAAUCCACCAAAUCCAAAAAGAAAAGCUGAGAUUUAGCCAUAGAUAAUUUGUGUAGUUGCUCAAGUACGAAGA